AUGACCAAUUUUUCACUUGAUGUGGAGCUAGAAACCAUUAAUCUCAAUGAUGAUCCUAAUGUCCAGCGACCAACUUCAGUUAAUGCAACUUUACCACCGUUGGAAAAAGUUAAACUCAUUUCAUUAUUAAAGGAGUACAUUGAUGUCUUCGCUUGGGAGUACCAUGAGAUGCUCGGUUUGGAUCCUAACCUAGUAGCACAUGCUCUUAAUGUAGAACCAAGGGCAAAACCACUACAACAACUUUUGACCAGAUUGCCAACCGUAUGUACACCCAUACCAAGAAAACCACUCAAGCUGUACUUGGCUACCAACAACGAAGCAAUUGGGGCACUCAUAGCCCAAGAUGAUCAAGAAGGGAUUGUGCAACCUGUUUACUAUAUCAGCAAAAAGCUAGAAAAUGCUGAAACUCGCUACCCAAUGGCUGAAAGGGCUUGUCUUGCCCUAAUAUAUGCUACCCAAUGGUUGAGUCACUAUUUGUUAGCUCACACGGUACAGCUCUUAACAAAAUCUUAUGCAAUCCACUCACUCUUGAGGUGCCCAAGUCUGUUUGGAAGGUUGGCACAAUGGCUUUUGCAAUUAUUUGAAUUUGAGAUCAUCACAUUCACCCCAAUAGCCGUAAGGGGUCAAGCUAUUGCUGAUUUGUUGUCAAAUUUUCCUGUAGAAGACAGUUGGAGCAUUACUGAUAAUGUACCUGGCGAGCUACUAGAAAUUGAUCUGAUGGAAAUAGUUAGUUUCGAAGGAGGAGCUGGAAUAAUUCUAUCCAAGAACACCGGAGAAGUAGUGGCUAUGUCAUUCAAGCUUGAUUUUCCAUGCACCAACAAUAUGGCUGAAUAUGAAGCAUAUCUUAUGGGCCUAGCAGUAGCUCGUGAAACAGGUACCAAGAACCUUCGAGUAAUCGGAGACUCAAAUCUAGUUGUUUGUCAAGCCAAAGGAGAUUUUGCACUCAAUGAACCAUCUUUAGCUCCAUAUAGAGCUAUGGCUCAAAGGUUGGAUGACUAUUUUGAAGAAUUCAACAUUGAACACUCUCUAAGGUUCGACAAUCGCUUUGCCGAUGCUCUAGCUACCUUGGGAUCAAAAGUCAGUUUUAAGGGUGCAACCACAUAUAUCACUGUUGUGAAAAGGCCCAUUCCAGUCAUACAAAUGCUGAAAGAAGAAUUCUUUGAUCAACCACUGGAACAGACAAAUUGGUGGUCAUCCCUUAAAGAAGCAUUAUUAUCACCCGAUAAGAAAGAUCAUUUGAAAGUACUCAAAGAUUACACUUUGAUGGCAGGAGAGCUCUACAAAAAGCUUCCUAGAGGAGUUAUAGCUAGAUGCUUGAGCCUUGAUGAGUCCACUAAGCGAUUAAAAGAAGUUCAUUAA
Molecule: messenger RNA, 1359 nt
Organism: Quercus lobata
Lineage: Eukaryota; Viridiplantae; Streptophyta; Magnoliopsida; Fagales; Fagaceae
Exons: 2
Coding region: 1-1359 (452 amino acids)
Molecular function (GO): nucleic acid binding; RNA-DNA hybrid ribonuclease activity
Source: RefSeq, a predicted model, not a curated record